CAGGCGCUGCCCUCUGAACUGGAACGGAAAACAACUUCCGGUUGGAGUCACUCCGCCGGGCGCCGGCGACCCUAGGCGUGAGAGACUGCCGCGGAAGCCCUGAACUACCUGUCAUUUACUCCAUCAUUUAUAGUGAUGCUACAGGACGGAGAGGAAUGGAUAAAAACAUUGGCGAGCAACUCAAUAAAGCUUAUGAAGCCUUUCGACAGGCAUGCAUGGAUAGAGAUUCAGCAGUGAAAGAACUACAGCAAAAGCAGACUGAGAACUAUGAGCAGAGAAUACGUGAGCAACAGGAACAGCUGUCCCUUCAACAAACUAUUAUUGACAAGCUAAAAUCACAGUUACUUCUUGUGAAUUCCAGUCGAGAUAACAGUUAUGGCUGUGUUCCCCUGCUUGAAGACAGUGAAGCAAGGAAGAAUAAUUUGACUCUUGAUCAGCCACAUGAUAAAGUAAAAUCACGAAUACCAAAAGAAAAAGAAUCAAAGGUAAGAAGACAAGAGGUUUCUUCUCCAAGAAAAGAAACUUCACCAAGGAGUCUUGGCAUUCCUUUAUUCCAUGAAAGAGGUUAUAUAGAGAAGACUUUCUGGGAUCUGAAAGAAGAAUUUCAUAGAAUAUGCAUGCUAGCCAAAGCACAAAAAGACCACUUAAGCAAACUUAAUGUACCAGCCACUGUAACUGAGACACAGUGCUCUGUGCCUAUACAGUGUACGGAUAAAACAGAUAAACAAGAAGUGCUAUUUAAGCCUCAGGCAAAAGAUGAUAUAAAUAGAGGUGCACCAUGCAUCACAUCUGUCGCACCAAGAGGAUUGGGCCAAGAUGAGGAAGACACCUCUUUUGAAUCACUUUCUAAAUUCAAUGUCAAGUUUCCACCUACGGACAGUGACUCUACUUUCUUACACAGCACUCCAGAAAGACCCAGUGUCCUUGGUCCUGCCUCAUGUGAGGCUAUGUGCCAGGAUCAAUUUAAUAUGGAGUCCAGAGACAACCCGGGAAACUUUGUCAAAACAGAAGAAACUUUAUUUGAAAUUCAGGGAAUUGACCCCAUAGCUUCAGCUAUACAAAACCUUAAAACAACUGACAAAACAAAACCCUCAAAUCUUGUAAAUUCUUGUAUCAGGACAACUCUGGAUAGAGCUCCGUGUUUGCCACCUGGAGACCAUAAUGCAUUAUAUGUAAAUACAUUCCCACUUCAGGACCCAUCUGAUGCACCUUUUCCUUCACUCGAUUCCCCAGGAAAAGCUAUCCGAGGACCACAGCAGCCCGUUUGGAAGCCCUUUCCUAAUCAAGACAGUGACUUAUCGGUACUAAGUGGCACAGGCUCAGAACUGCAUAUACCUCGAGUAUGUGAAUUCUGUCAAGCAGUUUUCCCACCAUCCAUUACAUCCAGGGGGGAUUUCCUCCGGCAUCUUAAUUCACACUUUAAUGGGGAGACUUAAGACGCAUUUGAAAACAGACAUAUCAAGUUCUAUGCGAUGAUUCUGGGUUUGUAAUAUUAUGUACUUGAUUGCAAACUUAGCUCAAGAUAAUUUAUUGAAAAAUCCAGUGUCACAGCUAUUUGAAUUUUUUUCUAAACUUAUAUUGUAACUUUCUUUUAUUACCUUUUAAAAGAUCAUUCUGUACAAAACUGUAAUUCAUUGUAUUCAUGUUUACAGUGUUUAUUACCAUAAUUCAAAAUUAUGUAUGUGACUUAUGGAACUGUAUAACAAUAAUUUAUGUUUUUUUCAAAUGUCUAAGCUUAUUGCUUGGAUUUCUAGUUAGAUCUAUUGAAUUUGGUGAUGUCAAAUGUUUAUAGGGUUCUUUUCACUUGUUUUCAUUUAAAAGAUUAGAUUAUUUAUGCUGUGGGUGUUCUUUUUGAAUAAACCAAUAAUAGAGAAUAGCAGACAAGAUAAACAUCUGAGUAAAUACCAAACCUAAGACAUUUGUUGCUCAGUGAUAAGAUCACUGGUAGGAUUAUUUAAACACUUUAUUAUUUUUUUUUAAAUAAUAGACAUGGUUUUAAUUUUUACUAUACGUAGAGCAACAUGAUGAAAUUAGUUACAUGAUUAAAAGAGUUACUUAUGUUGUGAUAAUUAAUGUGUUCUUUGUUCCUAAAUAAAUAAAUAAAUCACAUUUGGGGGAAAUUCAUAAAA
Messenger RNA from Balaenoptera ricei (Rice's whale), 2129 nucleotides. It is a transcript of the gene TANK, whose product is annotated as TRAF family member associated NFKB activator. The coding region runs from base 156 to 1436 and encodes 426 amino acids. The transcript is spliced from 8 exons. Gene Ontology annotation, biological process: canonical NF-kappaB signal transduction. The record is from RefSeq and is a predicted model, not a curated record. NCBI's taxonomy places the organism in Eukaryota, Metazoa, Chordata, Mammalia, Artiodactyla, Balaenopteridae.